GGUGGGCUUGGGGAGCGAUGAAGAGAAAGGCGGGGAGGUAAGGGCGGGCUGGGCGUAUUCGACGAGCGCAGCGGCGGUUGGCGUAGCGGACGGGGUGCAGCCUCCCCGGUGUGAGGAACGGUCUCCGCUGACAGAUCCCCUUCUUCCGGCCGCGCCACUCGGGAGGCGGAUCCCCUGGGCCUGAGGAGGCUUCCCCCGCCCGGCUUGCUUUCCCUCCCUCCCUGGCGCUGCCGCGAGUCCACCGAGCGGCCUCUGAGGAGCAGCCGCAGGAGGAGGAGGAGGUCGUCGGGGGCGGCGGGCGAAGACCGCGCUCUCGCUUCCCCGGCGGCGGCGGGGGCAGGACAAUGGAGGUGGCUGUGGAGAAGGCGGCGGCGGCGGCGGCAGCGGCCUCGGCGGCGGCCUCCGGGGGGCCCUCGGCGGCGCCGAGCGGGGAGAACGAGGCCGAGAGUCGGCAGGGCCCGGACUCGGAGCGCGGCGGCGAGGCGGCCCGGCUCAACCUGUUGGACACUUGCGCCGUGUGCCACCAGAACAUCCAGAGCCGGGCGCCCAAGCUGCUGCCCUGCCUGCACUCUUUCUGCCAGCGCUGCCUACCCGCGCCCCAGCGCUACCUCAUGCUGCCCGCGCCCAUGCUGGGCUCAGCCGAGACCCCGCCGCCCGUCCCUGUCCCCGGCUCGCCGGUCAGCGGCUCGUCGCCGUUCGCCACCCAAGUUGGAGUCAUUCGAUGCCCAGUUUGCAGCCAAGAAUGUGCAGAGAGACACAUCAUAGAUAACUUUUUUGUGAAGGACACUACUGAGGUUCCCAGCAGUACAGUAGAAAAGUCAAAUCAGGUGUGUACAAGCUGUGAGGACAACGCAGAAGCUAAUGGGUUUUGUGUAGAGUGUGUUGAAUGGCUCUGCAAGACGUGUAUCAGAGCUCAUCAGAGGGUAAAGUUCACAAAAGACCAUACUGUCAGACAGAAAGAGGAAGUAUCUCCAGAGGCAGUUGGUGUCACCAGCCAGCGACCGGUGUUUUGUCCUUUUCAUAAAAAGGAGCAGUUGAAGCUGUACUGUGAAACAUGUGACAAACUGACAUGUCGAGACUGUCAGUUAUUAGAGCAUAAAGAGCAUAGGUAUCAAUUUAUAGAAGAAGCUUUUCAGAAUCAGAAAGUGAUCAUAGAUACACUAAUCACCAAACUGAUGGAAAAAACAAAAUACAUAAAAUUCACAGGAAAUCAGAUCCAAAACAGAAUUAUUGAAGUAAAUCAAAAUCAAAAGCAGGUGGAACAGGAUAUUAAAGUUGCUAUAUUUACAUUGAUGGUAGAAAUAAAUAAAAAAGGAAAAGCUCUACUGCAUCAGUUAGAGAGCCUUGCAAAGGACCAUCGCAUGAAACUUAUGCAACAACAACAGGAAGUGGCUGGACUUUCUAAACAAUUGGAGCAUGUCAUGCAUUUUUCUAAAUGGGCAGUUUCCAGUGGCAGCAGCACAGCAUUACUUUAUAGCAAACGACUGAUUACAUACCGGUUACGGCACCUCCUUCGUGCAAGGUGUGAUGCAUCCCCAGUGACCAACAACACCAUCCAAUUUCACUGUGAUCCUAGUUUCUGGGCUCAAAAUAUUAUCAACUUAGGUUCUUUAGUAAUUGAGGAUAAAGAGAGCCAGCCACAAAUGCCUAAGCAGAAUCCUGUCGUGGAACAGAAUUCACAGCCACCAAGUGGUUUAUCAUCAAACCAGUUAUCCAAGUUCCCAACACAGAUCAGCCUAGCUCAAUUACGGCUCCAGCAUAUGCAGCAACAGCAACCCCCUCCACGUUUGAUAAACUUUCAGAAUCACAGCCCCAAACCCAAUGGACCAGUUCUUCCUCCUCAUCCUCAACAACUGAGGUAUCCACCAAACCAGAAUAUACCACGACAAGCAAUAAAGCCCAAUCCCCUACAGAUGGCUUUCUUGGCUCAACAAGCCAUAAAACAGUGGCAGAUCAGCAGUGGACAGGGAACCCCAUCAACUACCAACAGCACAUCCUCUACUCCUUCCAGUCCCACGAUUACUAGUGCAGCAGGAUACGAUGGAAAGGCUUUUGGUUCACCUAUGAUCGAUUUGAGCUCACCAGUGGGAGGGUCUUAUAAUCUUCCCUCUCUUCCAGAUAUUGACUGUUCGAGUACUAUUAUGCUGGACAAUAUUGUGAGGAAAGAUACUAAUAUAGAUCAUGGCCAGCCAAGACCACCCUCAAACAGAACGGUCCAGUCACCAAAUUCAUCAGUGCCAUCUCCAGGCCUUGCAGGACCUGUUACUAUGACUAGUGUACACCCCCCAAUACGUUCACCUAGUGCCUCCAGCGUUGGAAGCCGAGGAAGCUCUGGCUCUUCCAGCAAACCAGCAGGAGCUGACUCUACACACAAAGUCCCAGUGGUCAUGUUGGAGCCAAUUCGAAUAAAACAAGAAAACAGUGGACCACCAGAAAAUUAUGAUUUCCCUGUUGUUAUAGUGAAGCAAGAGUCAGAUGAAGAAUCUAGGCCUCAAAAUGCCAAUUAUCCAAGAAGCAUACUCACCUCCCUGCUCUUAAAUAGCAGUCAGAGCUCUACUUCUGAGGAGACUGUGCUAAGAUCAGAUGCCCCUGAUAGUACAGGAGAUCAACCUGGACUUCACCAGGAGAAUUCCUCAAAUGGAAAGUCUGAGUGGCUGGAUCCUUCCCAGAAGUCACCCCUUCAUGUUGGAGAGACAAGGAAAGAGGAUGACCCCAAUGAGGACUGGUGUGCAGUUUGUCAAAACGGAGGGGAACUCCUCUGCUGUGAAAAGUGCCCCAAAGUAUUCCAUCUUUCUUGUCACGUGCCUACAUUGACAAAUUUUCCAAGUGGAGAGUGGAUUUGUACUUUCUGCCGAGACUUAUCUAAACCAGAAGUUGAAUAUGAUUGUGAUGCUCCCAGUCACAACUCAGAAAAAAAGAAAACUGAAGGCCUUGUUAAAUUAACACCUAUAGAUAAAAGGAAGUGUGAACGCCUACUUUUAUUUCUUUACUGCCACGAAAUGAGCCUGGCUUUUCAAGACCCUGUUCCUCUAACUGUGCCUGAUUAUUACAAAAUAAUUAAAAAUCCAAUGGAUUUGUCAACCAUCAAGAAAAGACUACAAGAAGAUUAUUCCAUGUACUCAAAACCUGAAGAUUUUGUAGCUGAUUUUAGAUUGAUCUUUCAAAACUGUGCUGAAUUCAAUGAGCCUGAUUCAGAAGUAGCCAAUGCUGGUAUAAAACUUGAAAAUUAUUUUGAAGAACUUCUAAAGAACCUCUAUCCAGAAAAAAGGUUUCCCAAACCAGAAUUCAGGAAUGAAUCUGAAGAUAAUAAAUUUAGUGAUGAUUCAGAUGAUGACUUUGUACAGCCCCGGAAGAAACGCCUCAAAAGCAUUGAAGAACGCCAGUUGCUUAAAUAAUAUGCAGCACCACUAGCUUGUGCUGGUUUUUAGAUUUUUUUUGUUUUCAAAAAAACCAUUUGUCAGUAAUUUAAUAACAUCACUACAAAGAAGAGUUUGUGACUACUCUGAUCUCUGUUUUGGACGUUUACUAGACUUUGAUUUCCUUAAUAGCCCAUUUCUGUUAACCUCUUAUCACUAAGAAAGAAGGAGAUGAAUGGAAGAAAGAAAAUGGAGAGAAGGAAAAAAGGAUGGAAGAAAGAAGCAUUGAAAACAAAGACAUUCUUCCCCCUUCUUGGAUUUUUAAACCACAAUCUGGAGCGAUAGCUGCUGUAGAAAGGAAAUAGACUUUGUAUGAACUCUUCAGUUGAAAAGUAUACGUGGUUUGGAUGUGUGCGUUAAUUCAGUUUUAGAAAUUAAUACCACUACCCAUGAAUUAUAUGGCCUGACAAUGUGAGUUAGGUGUACUGUACUAAAGAACAGUACUCCGCAAACAUGAGUGGUAACAAGAGUUCCAUCCCAGGAGGCCAAACGGUGCAACAGAAGGGUAGGUUAGAUGCUAUUAAGAAGGCACCUAAUAGUACAUCAUGUAAGAUGGCAACUGUAUUAAAGAAAAAUCCGGAAAACAAAUUUUGUUUGAUUUUUGUUUUUUGUUUUUAUCUUGUCUGUAGAGGUGUUUGGUAUAGGUUUUCAAGGCCACUUUUUAUACAUUUCUAGAUCUAGAUUUUCAACUUCUUCCACUGAGGGAAGUAUACACAUUUGGUUUUGCUGUGUGUCUAUGUGAGGUUUAACUGUACAGGUGAUCCUUUUACAACAAGCCUCAUUGUUUGCAGUAUAGCUGUUAGUGGAACUAUCCAAAAUAUAAAUACAGCAGCGUGCACUGUAUUUGAUGUGAGGUUUCUUCAUCUACUGGGCAUUAAAUAUAAGUUCCUCUGAAAGGGACUCGUUUUUGUGGUUUUCAUCUGUCUGUAAUUUGGAAUGAAAAUGUGUUGUGGGAUUUUGGGAGCAGGCAGUUGGGGGGAAUUAAUAGUGAUUUUUUUUUCCUGAAGCAUCUAAUGUUUUUCUUUCGAGAGUCAGAACAUCAAAUUUAAUCUUUGAUCUGACUUCUGAUUUUAUUCUCCUGAUAGAGAUACAAAAGACCUAUCUUCUGAGGACAAGCAUAUUCUUAAUGUGCCAGACCUACCCGGUUCAACUGAUCUAGAUAGAAGAAAAUUGCUGUGCCAUACACUAAUCCAGCAUUUGACACAAUACCUAAAUGGUUUGCCGAAGUUAAUCUUAAUUUAUAAAACAUUAACUGGAGUAAAUUUUUCUCCUUAGGAUGAUAGAAUAAAAAGAGCUGACUUUAAAGAAGGCUAUUAUUUGCAUUAUAUCACCUCCCAUAAAUUUAACAUAGAAGACUUGGUUUUAUCUACAUGGCUUUACUUCUUAAAGUGGAAAAUACCCUGUGGCUAAUUCAUUGGGUUUUCAGGUAUUGCUAAAGAUAAAAUAUAGGGAGAAAAUAACUUGUUAGCAAUAGCUUCCCGUUGUUUAUAUAUAGGUCUUGUUCAUAAUAUGUCAAUUACGUAUUGUUAAAAAGUCCUAAUCACUUUUCCAAAUAUGUGUUACAUGGUAAUGUUUGUCAUUGUCGUUUUAAAGUUGCAUUUGACAUUUGUUCUCCAAAGAGUGUUUGAACAGAUUUUGAUAACAGUGCACACACCUUUUGUCUUUUUUUGCUCCAGCAUUUUAUUUUUAGCACAGCAGCUGUGGAGCUUUUGCUAAUUAUUUUAUUGUUGGUAUCUUAGAAUACUGUUCGUCUGACAGUUUAUUCUUCCAUACUUGUCUCCCGAGUUAAAACAGUUAAAUUAUUUAACAACACAGUUAAAUUAUUUUGAGAAUCAUUACAAAAGGGAGUUAGAACUUGUCAGAGUAAAACUGUAAUUUCCUAAAUGUGACUAAUGAACCCCCAACUGUCACUAUUACAUUCAGUGCCAUAUUUAUCUUUCAAAAUAGUAUUUGUUUCACCCUAACCAUCUUUGGCUGAAUGAAAGGCAGUUGAGAACCAUCUUUUCGUCAUACAUAAUAUAUUAAAAUAUAAUUAUAUUUAAAGUAAAGGUCUUGGGGCCGGGCACAGUGGCUCACGCUUGUAAUCCCACCAGCACUUUGGGAGGCCAAGGUGGGCAGAUCACAAAGUCAAGAGUUUGAGAUCAGCCUGGCCAACAUGGUGAAACCCCCGCUCUACAAAAAAUACAAAAAUUAGCCGGGGAUGGUGGCAUGCACCUGUAAUCCAAACUACUCAGGAGGCUGAGACAGGAGAAUCAUUUGAACCCAGGAGGCAGAAGUUGCAGUGAGCCAAGAUCUCACCAUUGCACUCCAACCUAAGUGAGAGACUCAGUCUCAAAAACAAAAAGUAAAGGUCUUGGGUUUCUCUCUGUAAAUAGCCCUUGUGUAAUGGUCUUUAGAUUAAUAUCCUUUGACUUUAUUAAUAAGUACCUGUGUGCCCAAGUGGAUCUCAGUUAAGUCAUCCUUAAAUUCUAUUCAAAUAGAAAUAAACUAUAAAAUGAGCCUAACUAUAACCUACACUCAUUUAUCAAGCAUUCCCCCAAAAGUUCAGUGCAAUUCAGGUACCCUUGACCUAAACUUGUAUACUCCAAUGUACAUCUUUGAUAAACUCUGGAAGAUUUCCCUCUGGAUUUGGGAUCAGGAGCCCAGUGGGCCCUAUUGCUGAAUGUUUACCACACCUUUGGCUAGGGCUUAUGGAUGAGCAGACUACGUGGAAGCUAGGAUUUACUCAGUUCCACCUCACUGACAGCUUUUCUAGGGGCCAAGCAACUGACUUUCCUGCAUAAGGAAGCCCAAGUACUCGACCAGUGACAUAUAUGGCCAUUUGGCAAAAGUAUAAAUGGAUGGAUGUAGACCAUAUUGAAUGCAGAAUACAUUUUAGAUCAGUAUCUGGCAUUGCAAUCAUUUUGCCUUUUGAAUUAACAUGCCCUGCUUGUCUUUUCUGAAUGUAAGGGUAGGAAAGUAGAAGGUACUAAAAAGGAAAUGUAGUUUUAGUUUCUUUUCUAAGCUAAAGAACUGGCUUUACUACUACUAUAUUUUACUACCACACAGUAGUAUAGAUGUAGUAUAACUUGGUUAGGAAUGCUUUCCCAAAGGUUACCUCCAUAGUCAAAAGGGUGAGUAUACAGCUGAUUCUUCCAUUUAUGAAACUGCAUUUCAAUAUCCUAUGCUGCUACUGUGCUUAGACACUUAGUUACAUUUGAGUUCCAAGGAGAGAGAGUGAGAACAGGAACUCCUCCUCUUGCUGAGCUCUGGUCCAAAUUAAUGUGAAUACCAAAAGUAAAUUGCUGUAUAUGAAUAAAAGGUUUUAGGUUUAAA
Molecule: messenger RNA, 6731 nt
Organism: Macaca mulatta (Rhesus monkey)
Lineage: Eukaryota; Metazoa; Chordata; Mammalia; Primates; Cercopithecidae
Gene: TRIM24
Product: tripartite motif containing 24
Cellular component (GO): chromatin
Molecular function (GO): protein binding; zinc ion binding
Source: RefSeq, a predicted model, not a curated record